UGUUGCGGUGCUCCAGUGAUCCACAGGCAGGUGUAGUGGCGAAGCAGAGAAAGCAGAAAGACGAUUGCCACGAGGGGGAUGAGCACAAAAUCUCUGAUUUUGGUGUCCAGAACCAAGUCAGCUGCCAGCAUUUCGAGGAUAAAAAAAAUGGUUUUUUUUUUUUUCCUGUUUCCUUUAGGUGUUUACAGACACAGUUUUGUACAGAGAGGUAUCGUCAGGCUGAUUUGAGUUGCCUGGUUGAUGUUCCACGACGAAUCCUUCGAGAACCGGACUAGCACUAUAUCUGUAGCAUCUCUCGGUCGCAGGGAGAGAGGGGGAGGGGAGAAGAAGAAAACAUUCUGCGCACAAAAACGAUGGCAGGUGGCGGCGCCGCAGGGUGCCAAAGCUUGGCACUUUUGGUUGCCAUAUUUUUUCUCCACAUCUCGUUUUCAGGGAGGAGCGUGCACGCGUCCGGCAAAGUCUCCAACGGCAGCGGGGAUGCCGAGUCAUGGACAUCGAGACUCAACAACACAGUCGGAUCAGACAUAUCGAUUUCGACCGUGUCGAUCCUGUUGCCUCACAGUUCUGAGGUGUCAUUCCGAGUGGAUGCAUACAAUGGGUGCUAUAAAUGGUCUAUGACGACGCCGAGGGUCAUCGACAUCGAAUGCGAACAGGGGCCGUGCUGCACGUUCGUGAUAAUUCGGUCCGCGCUGCCGAACUUCAAGGGGCUAACCGCCAUCAAGCAGGGCAAAGAGAGGCUGAGAACUUGGCUCAUAGCAGAGGACCAGGCAUCUUCUCGUUCUCUGCGUACCGAAGUGUUCCUCGACAAAAUUUCGACCAUCUCGAUUUCGACUACCACGAGGUUCAUGUAUAAAGACGACGUCGAGAUUUUGAAGAUCCAAGCGUACGACGCGGAAGGAAACGUGUUUUCGUCGGUAGAAGGGCUAGACUUCAAGUGGGACAUCAGAACCAGUCUGCACUCGAUGAGGUCGGUUGCGGAAGCCACGUGGGACGAAUACAGCUCGAUCAUCCAGAUUUUGCCGUUCAAGGACCAGCACAUCGAAGCGAGCGAAACGCUGUUGAAAAUGGAGGCCGCAGGAAGACAGGGAAGCGCGGUCUUGAUACGCGCCAACUCGAUUGGCAGAGCUAAGGUGACGUGCUACCUCCUGAACCCGGAGUUCGCCGACGUGUCUCCAGCGAGCGUGUCGCUGAGCGUAUUGGAGCCGUUGCAUCUGCAUCCGUCCGCGCCCGUAUUCUUGACGUUUUAUUCAAAAUACCAGUUCACGCUGAAGACGUUUGAAAAAAACAAAAUUCGAACCAUUUCAAUGCCGAACCCACAAUACGUCUGGAACUCCAGCAACGAGUCGAUAUUCACCGUCAAUUCGGAAGGACUCGUGUCCACGGCGGGCAAAAUGGGAUCCGCGAAGGUGGAAGUCAAGUUCGUGUCCGUGGAGGACAACGUCGCGCACGCCGAAGUCUGCGUCGUCGUGCCAUCCACCAUCGACAUCCUCCUCGCCCCGGUCAAAGAGGAGUACUCUCAGCUUUUUGCCAACCACUCCGCCAGAACCUUCUCCCCCUACGUCGUAGAGGGGCUGCUCUACAGCAUGGACGUCCAAGUGUCCGAUGCCGACGGACACGUCAUCUCGUCCACCGAUUCGCUGCAGUUCAACGUGUCACUCGACCACAAAUUCAUCGAAAUCAAAUCACAUUCGCACAACAAGGACCACGUCGAAUUCAAACCCGUCUGCGUCGGCGUUUCUCGGAGCCAAAUAACCCUUCUGGCAUCAAACCUCCGCACUCACGACGACUCCUCCGACAACUCCACCGCGCCCAUGCAUUGGCCGCCAAUACAAAGGGACCAGGACAUCCACGUCGUCAAGCCCAUCUCCAUCUCUCCGAGCGGCGUCAAAAAAAUCCUGCUGCCCUACUAUCCCGACAUCAAACACUCGUUCCAGUUUUCCGUCGAAGGCGGAUCCGGCUCCUACAUGUGGAGCUCCAGCAACAACCCGGUCGCCACCGUCAACAACAGCGGCCUCAUCGUCGCCAACAGGCCGGGACACAGCACGGUCAAGUGCAUAGAUGACCGACUGACCUACAACAGAGCGCAAGUCGAAGUCAUCGUGGCCAUCCCCAAAUCCAUCGCCUUCGUCAAAGGACCGCGCGAGGCGGUCGUCGGCGGAUCCCUGUUCCUCUUGGUAUCGCUCUACGACAAGCACCUCGACGCGCAAGGCGGUCUGAGCCUCGACAGCGCCAUGGCAUUCGACAACUGCUCCGCGCUCCCCCUCACCUGGAACCUCACCAACUCGGACGUGUUCGACAAACCCGUCCCCUUCCCCUGCUCCGAACUUCCAGAACAGGCGACCCGCGGCGCGUGCGCGUGCGUCAAACUAACCGCCACCAAAGAAGGACAGGCCAGACUCGUCGUCACCUACUCCCACCUCUCCAUAGAAAAUUCGAACAAAACCCAAACGCUCACCGCCUCGACCCUCAUCAGCGCCUUCCGAGAAGUGAAAAUCGACCCACCCUACCUGCUGCUGUCCUACGGCGCCAGCCAGGAAAUCCUCAUCACGGGCGGACCGCAAACUUGGAACUUCCAAAACCCAGUCAUCCCAAACAUCAUUCCCGCUCACCCGAACCAAGUCCUCAUAGAAAAACUCCCGGUCAACAACGUCCCAAACAUAUGGAAGUACCGCGUCACCUGUCUCCUCCACGGCUCCCAAAACAUCACCGUCGUCGUCGGCAACUCGGCCGGCCCCAUCAACCCCUACCCCGUCUUCUACGAAGCCCUGCUCCCGUUCUCCUGUCAGUUUCCCGCCGGCAUUCUGCUCCACCCCGCAAACGUCCCCGUGAACUCGAGCCACGACUCGCCCAACGUCUCCAAGUGGACCCGAGAUCCGGAAUCGCUCGCCUCCAACCAAUUCUACCAACCCUCCGAAACCGCCCCCGUCUUCCCGGAAAUCGGCGCCGCCAGCGGCGUCUGCAUCGAUCACCUCCUCCCCUUCAUCCUCAAAACCGACUUCAUAUACAUGCCCAUGCUCGUGUCCGACCUCGGCAAGUACAGAAUCCGCACGAACCAAACGCUCCUCUUCAACCUGACCAUGUACGACGCCAGCGGACAGAAAUUCAACAACUUCUCCUCUCUCGACAUCCAGUGGACCUCCAGCAACUCGACGCUCCUCUCAAUCGCCGAAACCUCGCGCGAAACCAAAAACCAAAGGGUUCUGAAAAUAUCCGAAAACGGCGGACAAGUCUACGUCGUCAUCAAAGUCAACGGCCUGGACAAAAACUGGACUCACCUCGGCCAACAGUCUCCCCCCUACAUGCCGGAGGGCGGCCUCAUACGCCAGUUCGAGUUCAACACGGCCAGCAACGUCCGCCUGUCCGCAGAGCGCGUAAGCAUCUACAACUACCCCAAGAACACCGUCCGCAUAAAGACCAUAGACGGCAGCGGAUACUACCAACUCACCGUCAACGACACCAAGCUGUUGGAAUCUUUCCUCGAGCCGGAAACCAACGACAUCGUCGUCAGACCCCUCCAAACCGGCGUGGCCAAACUCACUCUCAUAGACCUGUGUCUCAGCGGAAGCGAGCCCGUCCACUGCGUCGUGAGAGUCUCGGACGUUCACAGCAUCAAACUGUCCAGUCCCAACAUGGUCGAAGUCGGAAAGCGGCUCAAGAUGAGCGUGCAAGUGCUCGACAGCGCCGAGCACAUGUUCGACCAGUACCAGUUCAUGGACCUCAAAGUGCACCUAGAAGGAGAGUCUCUGCUAUUCGAGAUUCCCGAAACCAGCUUCAUUUCGACUUGUCCCAAAAGAAAAGACGGACCGUCCUCCUCCGCCCUCUCCGAAUUGGACGGCAAUCGAGGCGCGAAGGACCAAUGCUAUCGAGUCGCGGACGAUUCGCACUUCUUGUCCUCCACCCCACUCGACUUCUGGGUCCUGUCCACCGGCGGCUCCGAAAUCGUCGCAAGGGCUCUCAAUGUCGGCGUUUCCAGCGUGUCCAUAUCCGUCGUCAACCCCGUAUCCGAAACCACUGUGUCCUCCGUUCCCAUCCAAGUACAUGUAUAUUCCCCGCUCCGCGUCAUCCCCUCCAGCUUGGAGCUGCUCCCCAACGCCUCCUUCCAACUCUACAUCUCGGGCGGACCACCGCUCCGCGACAAACUCCUGUUCUCCAGCUCCAACGAAACCGUCGCUCGCGUCAGCCAAGAGGGCAUCGUCUCGACGCACAACGUCCUGGGCAGGUCCACCGUCAUCGUCACCGUCCACCUGCACUCCAAAGACGAAUCCGCCGACCUCUCCGCCGACAACUCCACGCAAACCGUCACCGUCCUCGUCAAAGAACUCAGCGGUAUAGCCAUCCACGCCUCCACCAACAGAAUGCUCGUGGGAGAAGAAAUACUCGUUCGCGCCGUCGGACAGGACAUGGAAUCCCCCUUUGUCUGGAGCAACAUAGACCUCUCGUUCAAGUGGGACGUCGUCAACUCCGAUAUCGCUUCAAUCGUCCCCGUCUAUUCCGACGCCAACGUCACUCUGGACGAGGAGCGCGGACUCGCCGUAGUCGUCCACGCCGUCUCUCCCGGCACCACCAGGCUCUCCGUCAAAAUUCUAUCCGGCCCCUCCUCCCUCGUCAACAAAUACGCCUCGCUCACCCUAGAGGUCGUCCCGGCCUUGGCACUCGACCACAAACGAUCAAUCUCCCCAUCCACCGUCAAACCCUGUCGCCCAGCUCAACUGCUCCUCGUCCCCAACUCCAGAGUCACCAUCACCACCACGUUCCCGGCCUCCUGCGACCUCAUAUCCGAAGACUCCUCCAGCCACAAACCCGUCACCGAGGACGCCAUCGUCUACCUCGACCAAAAAUCAAAGCAACUCGUCUCCAAAGGCGUCGCCGGACUCUCUAUCCUGCGCCUCAAGGAACCUCAAGACCAAUCCGUCACACUCAUCAAAGUCAGCGUCAAACCAAUCCACCAUAUAGAACUCAGACCCAGGUCUCCCGUCUCUCAAGAAAUCCCCGUAGGAAGCUACGCAGACUUCGACAUCAUCCUCCGCGACCAACUCGCUCAACCCUUCGACUCCUACGAUGGCACGCCCUUCGAGUGGUUCACCAACAAACAAGACAUGAUAUCCGUAGAAGUGCUUCACCCCCCAGAGUCCGAACUUCGCCAAAUCCUCAGGAUCAAAGGACUCCGACCGGGCAAACUUAUCCUCCAGGUCUCCGUUGUCACCGAUCACUCCUCACCAUAUCGACUCGCCCAAAACAACACUCAAGACCAACCCUCCAUCUCGCCUUCUCCUACCAACUCCGUCUCUCCGCAGCGAAUCAAACCAAGCAACUUCCAACACUACCAAUACGUUCUGGUCUCCAACGCCGUUCUCCCUCAACACCCCCUUCGUCCACCUCGGCGGCACCAUCCAAUUCAAUACCUCCUUUUCGCACAACACCUCUACCUACAGGCGCGUCUGGAGCACCUCCGACGAACAAGUCUUGCGUAUAGACCCCAUCACAGGCCUCGCUACCGCUCUCUCUCCCGGCAAAGCCUUCAUCUACCACAACUCCAGCGUCCACACACUCACCUCCGCUCAGGUCGUCCACGUCUCCCAUGUCGAAUUCCUCAAAGGAAACUGCACCAACCUCUCCAACCUCAACUACUUCGUCCCCGCCGACCCCUACAACCCUGAAGCCAGACCCUUCUCCACCCGCUGUCUGCUGCCAUUCAAACUCCUCGACUCACUCCAACGAGAAAUAACCGACUCUCCGCCCUAUAUCCACCACAACCUGUCCGUCCACUGCAGCACCGAACAAACCCUCCUCGUCAACGUCACCACCUCCCCUUCACGAACAACCAAAACCGACAACCAAGCCUCGCCAUUCGCCUGCUCCAUAGAAGUCCUCCCGCCCGACAAAAAAACAGAACCAAUCAUGCGGGAAAACAUCCUCAUCUCUGUCAAACUCUCCAACCCCUCCUUCACCUCCAACAACACCUUCAACCUCACUCUACCCUUCACCUCCGCCUUCUUCAUCAAAGGGCCACUCGACGUUCACCUCUCUCCCAGCCACCCCUCCACUGUCGUCGAAGUCCUUUCCCCCCAACCACUCAACACCCUCAACAAUAACCCCUCGCUCAUCACCGUGAAAAUCAUAAAAUCCGUUCAUCAAAAACACCUUCACCUCUACGAAAUCAAAGUCCACGGCAUCGUCGAUCCCUUCACCGGACUCAAUGUCACCUUCUCCAACCCCGACACCCAACAAACUAAAAACGUCACCGUCUCCUACUCUCGUAAAUGGCCACACAAACCGCUUCAGAGCCAAAACACCGAGCUCGUCCAAAAAGAAUCCAGCAUUUCAUUCUUCUGGACCGCCAUCAUCUUUUGUACCCUCGUCGUCACGGUCGCCUAUGUCUUCAGUAUACUCAGGUCCGAACACAACGUCUUCUUCACUCCAAACACCAACGUUCGCCCGAGAAACGACGUCACCAGUCGCAAAUUCCCAGUCACCCCAACUCGCACCAGAGCCAACCAAACACAAAGCCCACAACUCAGAUCCAACUUCUCAGCCUAUUAACUCGCAAUCCUCAAUCCCCCCCUUGAAAUAAAAUAAAACGGCCCUCUCUCGCCAAAAAACGCUCUCCUUCUUUUCUAAACCUCCCACAGAAAAACGAACACCUUCUGACUCGACCCUAUACGCGACCUGUUCCUCUUCACCCCGUGACUCCAAAAAACUCCAACGUACAUUUUAGCCUCGAGCUUUUUUGGACUCGCGCGGCUCUUCACGCGGCAAGCAUCAUCCCCAAGAACAAUCCCCUCGAUGUGAGCCCCCUCCUUCACACUCCCUAACGUCCGAUACAUGCGAUGAGGCACCGCUCCUGUAGACACCCAUCAUCCACGCAGAAAACUUCAAUCUAACAUUCCGCAAAAAACUGGUGGAAAUUCGGAUGUCUCUCACUCAGACGAAACCAUCGUUCUUAUCGCUUCCGUACGAGAUGUCGGCGUUGUAACAGCAAACAUUUGAAAUAGAUAAUAAUUUCUGGUAAUUUCCAUAAAUUUUGUACGGCACUCGUGACGUCUACAAAAAGGGGUCUGCCUUAGACAGAGCAAAGGUGUCAUGAAAGAUAAGCUCUGGAGUCGGUUUCCAAGAGUCGCGUAUAUGGUGUUGACAAAACUCCGUCCUCAAGGAAGACCAAUACACCAGGAUCCAAGUGCUCGAUGCGAAUGACAAAUUUCAAAAAAGACCUAAUUAUAAAAAA
Messenger RNA from Schistocerca gregaria, 7222 nucleotides. RefSeq names its product nuclear pore membrane glycoprotein 210-like. The transcript has 2 exons. Gene Ontology annotation, cellular component: nuclear pore. The record is from RefSeq and is a predicted model, not a curated record. NCBI's taxonomy places the organism in Eukaryota, Metazoa, Arthropoda, Insecta, Orthoptera, Acrididae. Bases 354 to 5657 code for a protein of 1767 amino acids.